This is a messenger RNA of Gracilinanus agilis (Agile Gracile Mouse Opossum), 780 nucleotides long. It is a transcript of the gene DNALI1, whose product is annotated as dynein axonemal light intermediate chain 1. The transcript is spliced from 6 exons. NCBI's taxonomy places the organism in Eukaryota, Metazoa, Chordata, Mammalia, Didelphimorphia, Didelphidae. The record is from RefSeq and is a predicted model, not a curated record. Gene Ontology annotation, molecular function: dynein heavy chain binding. The coding region runs from base 1 to 780 and encodes 259 amino acids. Gene Ontology annotation, cellular component: filopodium; axoneme.
AUGAUUCCCCCAAUUGACUCUCUGCUCAAGUAUGAUACCCCGGUACUAGUGAGCCGGAAUACAGAGAAGCGGAGCCCUAAGGCCCGUGCCCUGAAGGUCAGCCCCCAGCAGCCACUGACUACAGGGCCAAUCCCACAGCCUCCCAAAGGCAAGGUCAUCCCUUCUACUUCUGCUGCCCCAGACCCCGCCAAGCAGGCUGAAGAGAUCCUGAAUUCCAUUUUGCCUCCCAGAGAAUGGGUAGAAGACACUCAGCUAUGGAUCCAGCAGGUGUCCAGCACACCCAGCACAAGGAUGGAUGUGGUGCAUCUCCAGGAGCAGCUGGACUUGAAGUUGCAGCAGCGGCAAGCUCGAGAGACUGGAAUCUGCCCAGUGCGCAGGGAACUGUAUUCACAGUGCUUCGAUGAGCUGAUCAGAGAAGUGACCAUAAAUUGUGCGGAGCGAGGCUUGCUGCUGCUGCGUGUCCGGGAUGAGAUCCGAAUGACCAUUGCAGCCUACCAGACCCUGUAUGAGAGCAGUGUGGCUUUUGGCAUGAGGAAGGCCCUGCAAGCGGAGCAAGGGAAGUCCGACAUGGAGAGGAAAAUUUCAGAAUUGGAAACAGAGAAGAAAGAUUUGGAAAGGCAAGUGAAUGAGCAGAAGGCGAAGUGUGAGGCCACUGAGAAGCGGGAGAUUGAGAGGAGGCAGGUUGAAGAGAAGAAACACAACGAAGAGAUUCAGUUCCUAAAGCGGACCAAUCAGCAACUGAAGGCCCAACUAGAAGGCAUCAUUGCACCGAAGAAAUGA